This is a messenger RNA of Leishmania braziliensis MHOM/BR/75/M2904, 4965 nucleotides long. RefSeq lists its product as hypothetical. The record is from RefSeq and is a predicted model, not a curated record. Bases 1 to 4965 code for a protein of 1654 amino acids. The transcript has a single exon. Lineage: Eukaryota; Euglenozoa; Kinetoplastea; Trypanosomatida; Trypanosomatidae.
AUGCAGGAGUCCGACAGCGGUGAGCAGAUUCAAAUUCUGAUGCGCGUCAAUGAAUACGUGCUGGAGCACCGACAGGCGUACAGGGCCCUGUCACUGGACGAGCAGCGUCGACGUGGUCCGCUCCUGCUAGAGGACUUGCUAACGUUUGUGAUGAGCUCCCUCCUUCGAGAGGUGGAGGGCAGAGAGGGGGAGGAGGAUGAUGCAGAUGUGCAUGGGUAUGGACGACUCAGUGGCGUGGGACAUCCAAGGACGUCUGCGCGGAUUGCCAGCGGGGCCCAUACCUUGGCGGCCAUCACCUCGUCGAUAAACUCGCUGCCGUUUGCGCUCCGCGACGUUCCUGCCCUUGCCCACGUGGCAGCGCUGCAGCUGAGACUGACAUCCUCGGUCAUGGCAGCCAUCAGCACUCGCGCCAUCGUAACGGUUCACGAGCUGGAGGAGUGGGUCUGUGCUCAGGAGGGAGUGGCGCACUUUGCUGAGCUCGGGCUCGGCGUUGGAUUGCAGGUGUUGCCGGUCGUCCAGGAGUAUUUCCAGCUGCGCGCGAACUCCGUCGUGUUCCCGGUGCGGGCUCGAGACGUGAUCGCGUUUCUGCUAAACGAUGCCGCGGCGAGGGAUGUGUUGCUCUACGGUGGUGGCGACACUCGCGACUUGCUCAACCGCUUCACCGCCUUCUAUGAGCGGCAUCUCCUUGACGGCGCGUCGUCAUCUUCCGCGCCUGCAGCGGUGCGUGAGCAGAAGCGUUUGGCAAACGUACGACAGCUCGGCAUACAUGUGCAGGAUUACGCCGCACUGCUUGCGUCGCUAACGCAGGAACUGGCGAGUGCACACCAACUUGAGCAGCAGCAGUACCGGCGGUGGAUGGAGAGCUGCAUCGCCGCGGCGACAGCCAUCACACAAGGCACCAAUGCUAAAGACACAGCGGUAGUAGUGACUGGGAGCGGCGGCGGUGGUGAAGAUGCGCUUGUAAGAGACGCGUCGUUCGAGGCGGCAGCUCGAUGGGAGCGCAACCGGACACUGUACGAGCGUGUACUGCAGUCCCUCGACUCAGCCUGCGCGCACGCGGAGCUUCUCGACAGCAUGCGUCGCACACGUGAGAAGGCUGUCUGCGCCAGUCUCGCCGGUGGCGCAGGUGCCACGCCAUGCAUCACGUCUGCAGGCGCCCGUGCCAUGAACUUUGCUGUCACGGUCACAGAGGCCGAGGCGCGCUCCUACAGCCUCCCUCUCUCGCUGUGGCGCACAGUACCCCUAGAUGGUGAAGCGUGCAGCUCGCUGGCAGGUGACAAGGGGGGAGGAGGAGGGGUUGAGCUGCGCUUCCAUGUGGGUUUGUUGACCACAGCAGAGGUGAGCCAAGCAACGCACGGGCCUGCAUCUGGGAGCACCGCAUCGACAACCCUGCGCAUGGCUCCUCUGCCUUCUCAGUGGACCUCAAGUGCGGUGAAGGGCGAGGAGGAGACGCCUAGUCAGCGCGUUUCCAACAGCGGCACUAGUGAAGUCCCGCCGCUACCAUCGACAGUACAUCGGCGACGUGGGACUGUCGUCUGCGACACGCAGUCCGUCAUCUCCGUGGGGUCACUCGCCGUUGCUGCUGCUGGUGCUGCUACGGCAGCGGAGACGUGGCGGGUGGCCUCACUGAAUGUUGCGCCUGCUCUCAUGAGCGGCACCACGACCACUUCAACUGCAACGCCAACAUCAGCCGCCUCGUUGCUGUCCUCGCUCCUGAAACCGGCUGGAUCCCUCGGCCUUGCUGCAACGAGCAGCGUCAACACCGCCGACGCAAUGUCGAGCUUAUCUCUACAGAGUACAGCCACUGCUGCCGAGAGCGCACCGAGAGUGAGGGACACGCCAUUCACUACCGAGGUGGUUGGAAGCUCUGUGGAGGUGUCCACUGAGCCCACGACACCGCUGGAGAGGCUUGGCGACCUCCUGACCCAGCACCGGCAGUCAAGUGCCCUGGAGAAGGAACGAGGCACUUCUGUGGGCGAACAAGCGAUGAUCUCCAGCACAGACGACACGUGGUUGGACCUCGUGGUCGCGGUGUUCGAGACCUUCACAGCCGGCGAUGUAGUUCCCAUGCAGCUGCUGUGCGAGGCAUGGGCGACGUGCAUGGACUGCCAAAGUUCAGGACCCUCAUCGCUGGCGUCGCACUCAGCCAGUGCACAGGGAAGCACGCCAGGGCGCUAUGCACAUCGUCGUUGCAUUCCUCUUUUCCACCCCUUCGCAGCCUCGUUCAGCAGCAGCAGCAGCGGCAGCACCGUACCCCUUAGCCGGCUCGCGUCGCUGCGGCGGCACUUUGGCACAGGCGGCACCAGCGGCGCGUCACCGGCUGCUGCCUCCCCAACUACCAGGGCCGGGGAGACGAGGGAGAUACUGUACAUGGCGACGCCGGUGGAGGUGUGCUGGUUUUCGUGGUGGGGGCCAGCGCUGUCUGAUGCGCACGACUCACAUGAAGCGGCGAUUCUCACCUGCGCCUGCUUAGAGCGCCAUUACUCCUCAUCACUGCAAAGCACGUUUUGCGGCCUUCUCGGUGUGCGUGCCGAACCUACUGUUGCGGCGUGGUGCACGACAGCCGCCGCCUGUGCUCGUCGACUGUGCCCUGCUGCGACCUUGAAGCCGUCAUUCACCGAUGCGUAUGUGGAGUCGUUUGUGCGCUGCGUGGACGCGGAUGUCGCGGCGCGUGUGGCAGAGGAGGAGGCGGCGACGGCGUUGGCGCCUUUCCUCCUCCGGCGACAGCAACAGACGGCGCAGGCGGCCCUUCACAGGGUGCUGGCCGGUCUCCAGGAGUCGCUGGGGGCAGCGUCACCGUGGCGGGCUGGACUGUUUCCGUGUGACCAUGCCUGGCGUUGCGGCCUCGAUGGGUUGCUCUACGCAACGCCUCAGUGGUGCGGCUACGGCGGAGUUUUGCUCACCGCUUCGUCGCCGCCUUUGCCUACGCAUACCUCGGUAAUGGAGCGCCUCUCCAAGGGUGGCAGCGGCAACGGUACUGGCGUCGCUCCCUCGCUGCGUGUUCUGUGCUUCAGCGUGCAUGAGCCAUCGUGGGCGGUGUGUGCGGUGCUGCACUAUCUCGGUAUUCGCUCUCUCUCGCAGCUGGCCGAGACGCGUGUCAGCUUCCGGACCACCGUCGCCACCGAGGCCGGCGGCGUGCUGCACGACAAGAUCGCCGCCAUUGCACCCUACGUGCAGGCCUUCUGCCGCGCUUCUCUCCCUCUGUGGUACGGUGUCGUGUACGAGCAGCUGCGCGAGCGACUCCGGCGACUGCGAGUGGUGUUGACCGCUACGGCCGGUUCGGGCGUGCUGGCCGCGUCCACUUUGCCAGUGCAGACGGUUCGCCUACACCUGAACGGUCACGUGUACGCGCAUAAGCGACAGAUUCCGCUGGCGUACAUUGCUGCGCACAACGUCAUCUACGGCGCUGCUGAGGCAACCCCCGUCCCGAUGCUCGCCGAGGCACUUCUGCCGCUGUUCAUGCCAGUUGGUAUGUCCGCAGAGGCCGAUGUUCGACAGCUCCGGGACGUGAUCAUGCGCCUCCUCGGUGCCCUGUCCUCGCUCGACAGCUCUGUCGAGUGGUGCGACGGCGCCGACAUCUCCCCGCAGCAACAGCAGUGGCGGCGUGAGCAGGUCGAGCACGUGCUGCGGCCUAUUGCCGAACGUUACGGCCUAACUGCCUUUACCGGUAUCUCAAGGGAAGCACCACUGCUCGCAUCUCGAGCGUCGGCCAGUACGGAGGCCGCCGCACUGGUCGACACCAAUGCUCAAGAUGCUGAGGCAGAGGUUCCCUUCACCCUCUCAUCGUGCGCCUCCAUAAGGUACAUGCCGACCUAUCCACCCGGCACCGACGCCCUGCGUCAACCACGCAGGCGGGACCGAUCGCACGUGGGGAAUCCAGCUGACCAAGCGCCAGGCACACAGACGCUGACUCAGGCAAGCGCGCGUGAGCUCGUAGCGCAUGCCAAGCCCUUCUCGCCACAAACUGCCCCUCGCUGCAGGGGCGGCGGUGGCCUCGUGCAACGGUUUGGUGUGAACGGGCGGCUUCGCGUCACCCUCUCUGUCGGCGGCAGCACGGCGGUCGUGACAUCUAUGCCUUCUUGGAACAACUUUCCUAUGGAGCUCGACCUGGACGCUGUCGUGGCAGCAAGCGUCGUUGCCGAGGCUGCUGAUGGGGGUCGUCGCGGAGCUGACGUGGCCGCUACAGCGUGCGGCCAUCAGCAGGGAGACGACGCCGACGGCGACAAGAGCAGUGUGACGUCAGGUAGUGGGGGUGUGGGAGGCAGGGAAGAAGAGGAGCAGGAGUCAUUCCUCACGUUCCAGUACCACCGCAGGAGCAGCACCGCCUCCAGCGCGCUUCAGGGCACCGGAGGCGGUGUGCGGUUCCGUAAGCGGUCGCGCAGCGGUAAUGUCGAUGCUACUGGGCACACGAGCGGGCAGCUCCGCCAUGACCCUGCUGGACGUGAUGUGCGCUCUGCCGGGAUGUGGCUUCGACCGCCUGCUGCGUCUGCCGUGGUCGGCGCCGGUGGCGACACUCCGGACUACGCGGUCGCGGCAGAGCGCUAUGUUUACGAGCUGCUUCGCGAGGAGUACGCCACGCAAGCGCAGCAGGGCGGUGUGCGCGUGAUCUGGGUGAAUGAGCACUGCGAGGCCGGCUCACCCUUUGAUAUCCUUGUCAUCAAGCCGCGACGGCUGAGCAGCACCAGCAGCGCCAGCAGCGCCGUCUAUAACAACCACUGGGAUGUGGUGCAGUACGUGGAGGUGAAGUCCACCUGCACGGCCGCUCGGCAGGACUUCGAGAUGUCGAUGGCGGAGCUGCUCUUCGCCGCGCGCUUCGGCGCCUCUUACUGCGUCUACCGUGUCUUUGGCGCCUCGACGGACGCGCUACGUCGAAUGCGGCAUCGCAUCUACACUGACAUCGUGAACCUGUGGUAUAAGGCGCAGCUGACCAUCACCUCGGACAUCCGUGUCACGCCGUCCACGUAA